Messenger RNA from Cherax quadricarinatus, 4820 nucleotides. RefSeq names its product zinc finger MYND-type containing 10 (gene Zmynd10). Gene Ontology annotation, biological process: motile cilium assembly; outer dynein arm assembly; inner dynein arm assembly. The record is from RefSeq and is a predicted model, not a curated record. Gene Ontology annotation, cellular component: centriolar satellite; cytoplasm. Lineage: Eukaryota; Metazoa; Arthropoda; Malacostraca; Decapoda; Parastacidae.
ACCACUACCCUAGCUUUGAAUACUCUCUUGCCUCCUGACGCUGACACCAGGGUUGUGUCGACACCAUGGCGCACGGCCAGACAAGUGUGCUGCAGCACUUUGAAAUUGAUCAUUAUGUGGAGAAAUUAGAGUGCAUGGGUAUAGAAGAUAUACUUUCAACAAGGUGGGCGGUAUGCGGGUGUCGGCUGGUGCAGUUGGGCGUGCAGGCAGCUCUGGAGGCCACCCACGGCACCCAUGACUACGUUCAGCACUCUAUCACCCUUCAGAACAAGGGACUGACGGUGGUGUGGCACCUACUGACAGCUGAGGCCUGGAGACUGCACCUACUGCCUCACCUAAUGAACCACCCUCACCUCACACCUACCUCAUCUCUGCCCUUCGUAGCAGUGCUGCACACGGAGGCGGCGGCACUGGGUCUACUGGAGAACCUGGUCUUCCACGAGGACUCUGCUGCAGCCCUGGAGGGCCUCACCCUCGAUGUGAUCGACUACUGUGUGAGACAACUUAACCGUCUGGUGGUCCAUGCUCACAACCACCCAGAGCAACCACUCCUUUAUCAACCUCAGGAUGCGUGGCCCACCGCCACCCCUACAAUGAAUAGAAAGACGAAGACUGAGGUAGGAGGAGGUGAUGACGGAGGGAAUGAGGAGAACCAAAAAAGUGUAGUGAUGGAAGUGUCCUCAGAGGAGCGUCGUGUAGGCCUGGCUCUGGGGUGUAGAGCAGCUGGUGUCAUCCACCUGUUGGCCAGCUGUCGUCAGCGCCUUCCGUUGUGUGCUACCACCCGCCUGCUGCAAACACACGACGUACCACAGCUUUUGGCCUCCCUGCUAUACCUGGCACCCUGGAGGGCGCAGCUUGGCAGCCGCCUGUAUGUGUUUCAGGAGGGCCAGUGGGUGGAGCAGCAGGGAGAAGCUCCCGCCCUCACACCCACAGAGUGCCAGCUGUGGGCGGCGCUUCACACUCUUCUGAUGGAUCAGGAGACACUUGCCAUGUACGAGGUGAGCAGCGGCAGGAGGGCGGCUCUUCUCAAGCUGCGUGGUCGACUGAAUGCUGCUGCCCUGGCUCAAGUGCCAUCACUGGAGUCUCUCUCACGCUGGCUGGCCACCCUGGCACUCACAGCCCCCCAGCAGGCACGACCUCCGCCCCUCGUCACCACAGUCUCACAGCUGGGUGCGGGCGUGGCAGGCGUGUGGGAGGACCGCUGGGAGGAGCUGGCGGCUGUGCUGGAGCCUAGGUUCCUCACGCCCACGCCUGAAGCCUUGAAUAUCCUCGCCAAGAAUCUGGCCGCGGCCUGGGACCUAGACGCUCUGGAGGCUCUCCUGCCAGACAACCCCGUCUGCGCCCUCUGCGGUGAACCAGCUGGCCGCAGGUGCUCCAGGUGUCGCGCUCACUGGUACUGUCGCAGGGAGUGUCAGGUCAAGCACUGGCCCGACCACAAGAAGCUCUGUGACCUUUUGGCCUCCGACCUCACAGCAAAGAAAAGCACUUUCAUAGAGUAGAAGAAGUUACUGAUCUCACACUCCUGCCGCCGGGAAAUCCAUUCCUAGAGUGAAGGCAGCAGCUAUGUCAUCUGACUCGCUAUAAGGAAAGCCUCUUUCAUACGGUGAAGGAAGCAGCUAUGUGUGGAGUGGUUUUUGACCGCAUCGCCAUACAGUGAAAAAAUGAAAGUAUGUUAGAAGAGGUUGUGAGUCGACAAGUGGCUGUAAAAGACACAGGCACACAUAUAACAUUCGAGGGGUAAAAUGUUCCCCCUUGAAGAGGAAUGUCGUUGUCAUGAAGUUUUAGUUUUGCCCUUUUUCACCCGUAGAAAAUAUUGUAGGAUAGAUUCUGUGGCCUUGGUAAGUACGCAUGUUGUGUUAAGAAUAAAUAAGGAAGAUUGUUAUAUAUUUUUUGUUUCAUUACGAUAGCUAGACGAUGCUGGUGUAUACAAGUGUGGGGUGUAUUUGUUUGAGUUUUGAUUUCUAUUUUCCUUGAUUCUGUGUGUGACUGUUUAUUUCACCCGAGACGCGCACUUAGGAGAGAAACCUCAUAACGACGUUACGGUCCCUCCUGGAACCACUCUCAAGUCGUAUAUUGAAAGGUAUUCAGUAGUGACAAGUUGAAGAAUUCGAUACGUGUUCAACAUAUGGGUAUCUUUAUUUGUAGACAUUUCGCCACUGGAUGGCGAAACGUCUACAAUAAAGAUACCCACAUGUUGCACAUGUGUCUCAUUCUUCACUCUCGAGUCAUAAGUGCGGGUCUAUGGUGAAGUGUUCCAGCCACGGUACUGUGACUUUUGUUUUUUUAGUUUAGGUGUAAGUGAGGUUGCUUCGUUAGUGUGAGUAUGCCUUGGUUGGGUGAAGUUGUGGUUGUCAUGGCGUCACACUCGUAGCACAGUUGUGGUUAUCAUGGCCUCACACUCGUAGCACAGUUGUGGUUAUCAUGGCCUCACACUCGUAGCACAGCUGUAGCUGUCAUAGCCUCACACUCGUAGAACAGUUGUGGUUGUCAUGGCCUCACCCUCGUAGCACAGUUGUGGUUGUAAUGGCCUUAUAUAGCACAGGUUUAUUGAUAUCAUUAGCCAUGAAAAGCAGAAAUAAGAACUAGAGGUAAUCUUCAAUGUGUUUUUCUUGAGAUUCAUAUUUUUUUAGGCAGUUUAAGUGUAGAUAAAAAUUUGACAAAUACGUGUCUCUGUUUUCCAAUAUCUUACAGAAAUAUGUAAGUCACAAAAUGAAACCUUGGAAACCUAUUAAUUUAUUGGCGUACUAAUUUGUUGACAGACAUCAAAGCAAGAGGUUUAAAAUGCAUUCCAUUAUUUCUCUUCUGAUUAUAAAAUAAUUGAGCCGUUAUGACUACCUUAGGAUAAAAACGUAAUGACAAAAAUGAUUUGUCUAGGGCGGAGCAGGACAGACUAACUUCCCACUAGUCUCGAUACGACACCUGUAACAUUUAUCAGAAAAUCAAUUAGCGGAGCCUAACUUUCUGAACUCAUUACGUUGUUAUACUUGUCCAAUAAACGUGUUCUCAGUGGUGAUAAAAAUAAAACACUGCAGUCCAUUUUUUGCUCUGGCUAAUCGUGGUGGAACUGAGUAAUUUCGUGUAAUAACACGGCCUUUUUUCAGUGCUAGAGUUGAAGAGUCCAAUUAGUAUGUCCGGUCUGUGUUUAUAGGCUAUCACAACCCCAGUACAUCCCACAGAAUGUGCAAUGAAGACACAUGCCACCAUUAAGGUAUUCACUAGAAGACGCUUUGCCCUGGUCAGGGACUGGGCCGCGGGGGCGUUGACCCUUGGCACGACCUCCAGGUAGACUUCAGGUAGUCCUGAAGCUUUAUUGACUUGAUAAAACUCACAGCAGGCGUAAUUGUUACUGAUAAAUAUUCUAAGUUUACUAAAUUUAAAACGAAAAACUUUCGUUUUUCUUUUUAGGUCACCCUGCAUCAGUGGGAUACGGCCGGUUGCUAAGUGUUGCUUGUGCACAAUUUGUGGCUAUAUUAUACGUAGUAUAAUAUAAGGGUGUUAAUGUUGCACUUUUAUAACUGUAGUGUAAGCGUGCCUCUGGAUAGACAGUGAUGGAGUAAAUGAUGGUGAAAGUUUUCCUUUAUCGGGCCACCCUACCUUAUUUAGUGCUUGUAUUGUUUCAGAGAAUGAUUUGCCAUCGCCUGUAGGUAUAAUAAUGAUGUUUCUGCUUAUAUCAGUCAAUUGGCGAAAUUGACGGUAUUGAAUACCAUUCUUGUACAAUUUGUCAGACACUGCAACAUCAUGUAAUCUUGAUACUGAGGACAUGUACAUAACCUUCACGACUACGACAACUACCACUACUACAAACCCAUCUCUUUGGGUAGGACCUACCUCCACUGGGGAAUCCCGCCUACCAGUGACUAUGCCCUCGAUUGCUACACGUCCCCUUUCCACGUGACGUUAGUAUAUAAGCGCCAGGCUCCUUGCCUCUGCUUCAGAACCUCAAUGCCUCACGUGCCUCCACCUUCCUCCACCAAUGAGAAACCGCCUCCAACACGAGCCACCACAUCCAUCAAGACACGAGCAGCGUCCUCGUCUUCCAACACCAACAAAACUAACCAAUCAUCGACUUCACUUGUCGCUCACUCUAAGGAUAAACAACACUAUAAUACGAUACGUGGAUUCUCUUUCUUCACUACUCCUGAGUAUCCUAAAGAAAUGGAUGCAAAGACAUUGAUCCCCCUGCUCCAGAGCGACGAAGUCAAGUUCGUCUGUAGACCAUCACGUGCUCUCUUCCUUAGAGAACUCAUCAAUCUCCUUAAUGCUCCAGAGAUCGACCCAGACCGCAAAUUUAAACUCAUGACCAUGCAAAUACCGUCGCUCCAGAAUCUUUGUAAUGGGUCAGUAGCUUAACACACCUCAAGCCGACCUCCACCAAUACAACUCAUCCUGCUUGCUGCCUUCUGACACUCCCAGCUCCUGCCGCUGCUUACGCCAUCCUCCCCUAUCGAGCCAAGUACCGACAUCAUCCAAGCCUCUCCAUCUACGCCUCCAAUACUUCGGUACCACAUGUCCCAAAGUGGUUGGGCCACUUGCCUUGAUUCCUCCUCUUCCCCUGCUUCCCAUCCUUUUCCAGUUACUUCCAUCCUUCCCAUCUCACGACAGCUCUCGUCGUCUUCUUCGAUUCUUCUUCUUGCUUCAGAAUCUCCACGACCACGGUGUUCUUCGCACCAACUCCAAGGCUGAGAGACUGAUUACCUCAUCUUCUGUAUAUAGUUCUACUGUCUUCAAAUUAUGUCCUGGAAUUUUUAUUGAUAAAGCCACUGGAUUUCGAAACGUCUACAAUAAAGAUACCCAGAUGUUGCACAUGUCUUAAUUUCAUC